This is a messenger RNA of Epinephelus lanceolatus (giant grouper), 3009 nucleotides long. RefSeq names its product mannosidase, alpha, class 1B, member 1b (gene man1b1b). Gene Ontology annotation, molecular function: mannosyl-oligosaccharide 1,2-alpha-mannosidase activity; calcium ion binding. Lineage: Eukaryota; Metazoa; Chordata; Actinopteri; Perciformes; Serranidae. Gene Ontology annotation, biological process: carbohydrate metabolic process; mannose trimming involved in glycoprotein ERAD pathway. Gene Ontology annotation, cellular component: membrane; endoplasmic reticulum. The record is from RefSeq and is a predicted model, not a curated record.
ACAUUAUUGUUGACAGUGGGCAACAUCGCAUCCUGAGAUACAAGUGGAAGAUAUUUAGCAUUCUUUAAUCGUCUGUGGAACAAUUAUAAAACGAGGACUUUCGGAAACAGCAUCGGCGGAGUGUCUCCUACAUGGAGAGACCACCGAGGCUGUUACAUUAACGUUGAGCUAACCGCAGUUCUGACUGCUUUUAGCGUUACUCUCCUGCUGGUGGAUUAGACUGGUUGCACAUCUAAUUUAACGCUGGAUACUUUACAAGGGCUGGGUUACAGACAUGCACUCACAACCUCGACAGGAUUAUAUAUCUAUAAACUUUGCUGGACAAGGAAGUGGAAAUUACAAUAACGGCAAGCAAUGGAGGAGGCAGUCCUGCUGGAGGAAAUGGAAGCAGCUGUCCAGACUGCAGCGGAGCCUUAUCCUCGUCCUCCUUUUUAUUUGUGGAAUCGCUUCCUAUCCUGCUGUUACUGAACACCUCAGAGGCCUUACAGAUGGGGACCAAGACACAGACGCUAACAACUACUUGAGGCCCGUCAUCCCCCAUGUGCUGCCCGAGCCUGUCAAACAGGGCCAACUACCACUGCCAGAACAAACCUCCCAGAGGAAAUUAUCCAAUAAAAGAGGACCACCUGUCCUUCACAACCGUCUUCAGAAGAAGGGAAACACUUCAGAUCCAGUGGUUGAGGGAAAGGCAGCUGAUGGCAAGAAAGGAGAGGAGGAGGGAGUCAUCAGCUGGCAUGGGGCGGUGAUCGACACUGAACAGGGCACAGAAGGCACAAAGGACGGGGAAAUUAAGGAGGAUUCGCCCGCCAACCAAAAAGACAAACCAACAAAUGAGUCAGAAGGAAACUGGCUGGAGGCGGUGCAGCAAGCUUUCAGACAUGCAUGGAAGGGUUAUAAAGACUUUGCUUGGGGCCAUGAUGAGCUCAGGCCCCUCUCCAAGUCCUACAGCGAGUGGUUUGGCCUGGGUUUGACGCUCAUUGAUGCCCUGGAUACCAUGUGGAUCCUGGGGCUUAAAGAAGAAUUUGAAGAAGCAAGGACGUGGGUGGCCACAGAGCUAACAUUCAACAAGAAUGUAGAUGUCAACCUAUUUGAAAGCACCAUCCGCAUCCUGGGAGGCCUACUGAGCACCUACCAUCUGACUGGAGACACCCUGUUCCUAGACAAAGCUAAAGACAUUGGCUCCAGGCUGAUGCCGGCCUUUAACACCCCGUCCAAGAUCCCCUAUUCUGAUGUGAAUAUCGGGAAAGGGACAGCCCACCCCCCUCGCUGGACCUCAGAUAGCACUGUAGCCGAGGUUACAAGCAUCCAGCUGGAGUUCAGAGAGCUCAGCCGCCUCACUGAGGAACCACAGUACCAGGCUGCAGUGGCUGAGGUUAUGAAGCAGGUCCACAAGCUGGAUGGCAAGCUGGAUGGUCUUGUGCCCAUGUUCAUCAACACAAACAACGGACAGUUCACCCAUCAAGGCAUCUACACACUGGGAGCCAGAGCCGACAGUUAUUAUGAAUACCUGCUGAAGCAGUGGAUCCAGGGAGGCAAGAAGGAGAUUCAGCUCUUGGAGGACUACCUGCAGGCAAUAGAAGGUGUGAAGAAGAACCUGUUGCAGAAGUCUUCACCUAAUGGCCUCACCUUUGUUGGAGAGCUGUCACAUGGACAGUUCAGCCCUAAAAUGGACCAUCUGGUGUGUUUCCUGCCAGGGACUCUGGCUCUCGGUGCCCACCAUGGCCUGCCCGCUGAUCACAUGGAUUUGGCCAAACAACUGAUGGAGACCUGCUACCAGAUGUACGUCCAGAUGGAGACAGGCCUCAGUCCAGAGAUCGUCCACUUCAACAUGCAUCAGGGCAGCAACCGAGACAUUGAUGUAAAGCUUGCAGACAGGCACAACCUCCUGCGACCAGAGACGGUGGAGAGUCUCUUCUACCUGUACAGGUUUACCAAGGACCACAAGUACCAGGAGUGGGGCUGGGAGAUUCUCCGAAACUUUAACAAGUACACCAAGGUUCCCUCUGGCGGCUACACCUCCAUCAAUAACGUGCGGGACCCAGAGUACCCAAGCCCUCGGGACAAGAUGGAGAGCUUCUUCCUGGGAGAGACCCUGAAAUAUCUGUACCUGCUCUUCUCAGACGACCACAACCUCAUUAGCCUAGACCAGUAUGUCUUCAACACUGAAGCUCACCCUUUGCCUAUAUGGCCUUCCACUGCGUGACACACACACGGGACCUCAAAUGGCAGGUAAAACUGCACGUAUAAACACAACAAACAUCUCAGGGUUGGUCUAACACCAAGAUAAUUCCGUCGUCCUCUGUCUCUGUGAGUGAUUGUUGCCCAACAACAACCCUGAACACAGGCCACAGAUGGAGAAAGCCUCCUUUUUACUGAUUGAAUCAUUUGUUUGCUAUGUGCUGUUAGCCAUGGAAAAAUGACAAGAGCCUGGUUCAGUUUGUGGCCUUGUUUAUUUAUUUGAUUGGUGGUUUUUGUGGCAUGAACUUCUGGUGAUGGUAGUUUAUGCUGGAGAAGCAGAGGAAGGUUCCUGCCCUCCUGACCACUCAUCAGAAUUCAACCUGAUAUUGACUUGAAUCAAAGAUGUCUUAAUCACAUGUUAAGGGAUGAGGGGGAGUGUCGGGUUGGACUGAUACAAGUGUUUCAAAGCUGAUGUUUUCAGUGUAAAGCUACUCAUAGCUUAUGUUUAGCUUACAGCUGUGCACAUUCUAACAAGGAUGACCAUUUUUAUGUCAGAAAAUCAAAUCCCAAACUUUCAAUUUUUUUUUAUCCCUGCAUUGCAUCCUUACACAGUGGAAUGGUUUGUUCAACGGCUUCUGAGCCAUCAUUAAACAAAGCCGGUAUCUGCUGUGGUGGCCUGAGCCCAGACCUGGGAGUGACAGCAGGCUGGUAGCCUCUGUAGCAAAAACAGCAGCCAGCAGCUGUCUGAACUGAAACCAAUCCUGCCUGCUGCAACAACAACCUGACCGCUCAGCUGAUUUGUUUUUAGAUGGGUGUGACUCUUGCAGGGAU